AUGCCUCGAGGAUUCUUGGUGAAGAGAAACCGGCGAUGUUCGGCGUCAUACCGGUCACGAAAUAUUAGUACCAACAAACCUGUAACAUAUGACGGGGACAGGAACAACAGUGAGAACUCUGAAGUGACACCGGAGGCAGUGAAGGAGAACGGUGUGUUUCCGUUUGAACGGCCGGAUGGAAUGCUCCCGGUGUCCCGCGAGGACUCCGCCGGUGUCAGAGAUGCGUGGAGCCCGCACGUGGAGUCCGCGCUGGAGGCGGAGGCGGACCGACGCGCGCAGUUACCAGAGACUGAGGAGCAGUUGAGCGAGGUGGACGUUUUGACUCCCGAUAGUGAUUUCUCCUGCUUCUUCCCACAUCCUCCUCCGCAUCCACGCGACUUGACAUUAACUGAAUCCUGCAGCCCUGUUAAAUCCGUCGGCACGAGACUGUUGGAGCGGCACGAGGGAGCAGAGAAUCAGCCGUUAUUCCCCGGCAGGUGCCUGACAUCAUCCCCAAUGUCGGAGUUACCGGAGCUGCCCUUCCUGGUGAGCUCCACACCGACCUCGGUGUCCGCUUCUAUCGAGAGGCUCCUCGCGAGCAGCAGCCACGCGCCGUCCUACGCUCACAAUGACAAAUAUGACACGAAUAUGGGUCAUGUGCACUUAUUCCCGCCACUGACACUGAUGAACCAGGAGCAGCAUCACGUAGCGAGAAAACGCUCGUUCCUUGAACCGGAUCAAUGCUUGAACAGCAACAGACACAACAAACAGUCCGUGGGCAACCCCCCAAAGAAACCCAAAGUGAACCGGAAACUUAACUUCGAGGAUGAGGUCACGACCUCGCCGGUUUUGGGUCUGCGGAUCAAGAAGGAGAGUCCCGAGCUGAGGAGACAGAGGGAGAAGUCCUCUGCUCCCACCGGCAAUCAGCCGCUGGGAGAGUUCAUCUGCCAACUUUGUAAAGAGGAGUACCCCGACCCUUUCUCCCUCGCUCAGCACAAGUGCUCCCGCAUAGUGCGCGUGGAGUACCGGUGUCCCGAGUGCGACAAAGUCUUCAGCUGUCCCGCCAACUUGGCCUCCCACCGCCGUUGGCACAAACCUCGUCCGGUUAACAACCAAGGAGGAGAGACUCUGACAAACAAGAGCCAGUCUUUAAAAGAGGCACGAGGGCUCAUUCAGCACGAGAGGCAGCCGGUGGAGAUGGAGGGCAAAGAGAACGAGCUGCUGCGCAUAAAUACUAAUCAGCACCACGGUGCGCAGGACAGUUCCCGCAUCAGGCGCGAGCCGUCCCUGCUGCUGCUCCACGGUCGUUCACGGGACAGCCCCGACAGCGACGGCCUCGCGCCUCCUCACUAUGAUUCCUCUCUUCAUUACCGGAACCCGGCUGAAAGUUGUCUGGACCUACAGCAGCAGGUGAGAGCGGCAGACAGCCCACCCUCGAGUCUACUUCUGCUGAACGGCAACUCAAACGAGCGAGCGCACCUGCCGCAGCAGCAGCCGCCGUCACUCCCGCAUCCUCCUCAACCGUUUGCCCAGUCGUUACCGGAGGAGGAAGUGUACGAGUGCCGGUACUGCGGGAAGAAAUUCCGUCGACAGGCUUACCUAAGGAAACACCUGGCCGCACACGAGAUGACAACCCGUGCGUCUUCGCCCCCAUCAUCUUAUGGCCAGGCGCGCGAGACCAGUGGCGGACAGAGCCAGGUGUUCCUGUGUCACCUGUGCGGCGCGCGCUUCCCGUCGGUUGAAAUUCGGGACAAGCACCGUCUGUGGCACGCGAUGAGGGACGAGUUAUUGGCGGGAGCACUGGGAGGGGGACUCAGACCAGACGUAUUCCACGCGCAAGUAGAAGAGAGCGGCACCGGGGACCGCGAUCAGCAGCAGAUCUUCACGUGCAAGCACUGUCCUUCCACGUUCUUCAGCUCCCAGGGGCUCGCGAGACACAUCACAAAGUCUCAUCCCACCGAAAACCGGCAGGUGAUGCUGCUGCAGAUGACAGUGCGACCAUAAAACACGCGCGAGAUCCACACUCAAAAAAGCCUAUAGAUUAUUCGGGUAAAUUAGGCCGAUCAGCCACUGACUGACACUACAGGGAACAUUAUAACGGUCGACAUUAGUUGUUCUCAUUCACACUGAAGAAUAGGCUACAUUUAUUUCAGCUAUGGUUAUAUUGUCAAUUCGGACCGAUUGUUUCAGUUGCGGUCAAAAAGCAAAACGUUGAUUUCCGUGUGUUAUAGAAUAGGGUUGCCGGCUGACUCACGGUGCCCUUUAUUUAAAGGUCAGUAAGCAUCUUGACUUCUAAGUUAUUUCACAAAGGUCCAAAUAUUACAUACUGGCGCUACUAGAAGGAUGCAAGUGCUGUCCGUGGUCCUGAAACCGCUGUCAGUUAAACCGGAACUGUCCAUUACUGAAACUUAUACAAAUAAACCACAACCCUGUCCAUGGUGCUGAACCAUGUCUGCAAUCACAACAUGACCAGUGAAUGAUUGAAGAUGUUAGCUUAUUAAAUUUAAUAAACCAACAGCAUGAUUAUUAUGUUAGUAAUUUUAAACUGGAGGGAAGUGACCCUUAUUCAAAAGGCUGUUUCUUUUGUUGAAAUCCUAUAAUUCCUAUGAAGAACACACAGUAUCUCUCAAUCUUUCAUUUGUUAUUAUAAGGCGUACAGUGAGUAAUACAAUCAUCAAAAAGGAUUUCAUCUCUUUUCAGCUUCUUAUAUUACAGCACUGUUAAUGAUUUAACAUUAAAACACAGAUACUCAUCUGUUGGUAGUUAGAGAAUGGGACCCACUGACAUUUGAAAGAAAGGGCAUUUUGAUUAUGACUAAUUAUAGUGAGAGGAAAUAAUUUUACAAAAUGCUGAAGCAAUGAUUGACACAGUCUUCUCUACAUGUGGCAGACAUUUACAUUCAUGGUCAAGAUAGCCUUUUUCUUUGGCAAAGUAAUUUGGAUUAUACUGAAGCUCAGGAGGAGUCAUGUGUGUUACAUUACUUACUGGUGUAAUAUAUAGUGACCUGUUAUUACAUUUAGAAAGUGACCUUCCUCACCCCAAGAAGUGGAGACAGAAUCAAUGUUCUGACUCUAUUUCAAAGACUAUUUCAUGUACAGUGAACAAUAAAGAAAAACAAAAAGAGAAAUCAGACAGACCAUAAUAUGCCUUUUAUAGUAAAUGUGCCAGUAAACUUCUCAGCUAUAACUAUUUUCAUACAGAAAUGGAACAUUUAAUGUUAGUACUGCUAGUAAAAAAAAAGUCUUUUGUCUUUACUGAUUAUAAAUGACUGUUGAAAUAUUUACUAAAUGCCUUCAUGAUGCUAAAAAAAUAUAAUUGUGGUUCUAUGAAGCCUGUACAGGACUAUUUUGAUAUGUUUGAGAUUGGAUGUGAAAUGUAUUCUAAAUUAUUGUCAAUAAAUGUUAAUACAGU
Micropterus dolomieu (smallmouth bass) is the source of this 3390-nucleotide messenger RNA. Its product is annotated as insulinoma-associated protein 2. Gene Ontology annotation, biological process: neuron differentiation; negative regulation of transcription by RNA polymerase II; regulation of cell cycle process. Gene Ontology annotation, molecular function: DNA-binding transcription repressor activity, RNA polymerase II-specific; RNA polymerase II cis-regulatory region sequence-specific DNA binding. NCBI's taxonomy places the organism in Eukaryota, Metazoa, Chordata, Actinopteri, Centrarchiformes, Centrarchidae. Gene Ontology annotation, cellular component: nucleus; transcription repressor complex. The transcript has a single exon. The record is from RefSeq and is a predicted model, not a curated record. The coding region runs from base 1 to 1983 and encodes 660 amino acids.